AUGCUUUACACUGUCUUCUUCGCUCUGCUUGGAGCAGCUUGUGCACUGGUCAAGCCUCCUCUCUACUCCUUCUCCCCCACCGUGGGGUCAGGAAGUGGCACCUCGUACAGUCUGUCAGGAGAGGGCAGAAUUACUGCCUUGAGGGUGUGGGAGAGGUAUAACAGCUACAUCAGUGGCUUCCAGUUCCGCUAUGGCUACAUCUGGUCUGAAGUCGUUGGCUUCAGUAAUGGAGAUCUCCAGGAGAUGGAGCUGUUUGACGGCGAGGCCAUCAUUCAGAUCUCUGGAAAGUUUGGCCACUACAUCCAGUCAGUGGUGUUCACCACCUCCAGAGGCCGGACGCUGCGAGCCGGUCAGCCCUCGGGGAGAUCUUUUAACUUUUAUCCAGAGCACAGCAUGGCUGAGCUGAUCAUCAUCAGCGGGAGCUACCAUGGAGCCAUCACCUCUCUCGGGGCACACUGGGCCGUCAUUGCUGAUCCAUACAAAAACAGAAACAGCAACAGUACCGCUCUGAUGUGA
Molecule: messenger RNA, 516 nt
Organism: Cheilinus undulatus (humphead wrasse)
Lineage: Eukaryota; Metazoa; Chordata; Actinopteri; Labriformes; Labridae
Product: zymogen granule membrane protein 16-like
Exons: 3
Coding region: 1-516 (171 amino acids)
Source: RefSeq, a predicted model, not a curated record